This is a messenger RNA of Anopheles marshallii, 327 nucleotides long. RefSeq names its product programmed cell death 6-interacting protein. The record is from RefSeq and is a predicted model, not a curated record. The transcript is spliced from 3 exons. Lineage: Eukaryota; Metazoa; Arthropoda; Insecta; Diptera; Culicidae. Bases 1 to 327 code for a protein of 108 amino acids.
AUGGCAUCGUUCAAAGCUACCCUGUUCUUCGCCCUCGUCGCCCUCGUUGCGAUCGUGUCGGCCAUCCCUGCUCCGCAACAACCGGCUGCAGUCCGGCAACCGAUCGAGCCCCGACCAGCGGCCGCAGCCGAUGCAGCGGACGAACUGGAGGCCGGUGCCGACGAUAAGGAUCUGAAGGGUGCUUCCUCGUUCGGCUACGGUUACUACGGCUACCCGGGAUACGCGGGAUACGGUGGAUAUGCGUACCCUGGAUACGCUUACAGCUAUGGAUGGGGUCGCUACCCGUACUACCGUUACGGAGGACUGUACGGAGGCUACUGGUACUAA